Mugil cephalus (flathead mullet) is the source of this 4050-nucleotide messenger RNA. RefSeq names its product VPS9 domain containing 1 (gene vps9d1). The record is from RefSeq and is a predicted model, not a curated record. Gene Ontology annotation, biological process: vesicle-mediated transport. Bases 80 to 2218 code for a protein of 712 amino acids. Gene Ontology annotation, molecular function: small GTPase binding; guanyl-nucleotide exchange factor activity. NCBI's taxonomy places the organism in Eukaryota, Metazoa, Chordata, Actinopteri, Mugiliformes, Mugilidae. The transcript is spliced from 17 exons. Gene Ontology annotation, cellular component: cytosol; endocytic vesicle.
AUUGUCCCAUUAACAUGUCUGAAGCUGCAGUACCGUAGUUCGCCACGAGAAUUGUAGGGACGCGCUGUUGGCUCGGACCAUGAAGGAGAAGAAGAAGGAGGAGGAGGACGAGGAAGAAGAAGAAGAAGAAGAUUUAACCAUGGCUACCGCUGACAGUGGAGUUAAACCUCUUCAAAACGCCAUGAAAAUGGCUAAAGUAGCGAUCCAGCUGGACGGAGGGAACAAACACAAGGAAGCUUACUGUGAAUACCUCCGGACCAUCAACUACAUAUCACACGCACUAUUGGAGGAUGCAGGGUCACAGAAGGAGAUGGAGAUGUUGGCCGUGGAGGUGGAGCGGAUGCUGAGGCUCGCCGAGCAGUGUCUGGAGCGAGCCAAGUCCUUUAUAGGGAAGACCGCCGACCCCCCCGACCUCCCCGACCUCCCCGCCACCUCCUCUUCUUCCGGUUCUCCCAACCUCUCAGAGCCACGUCAGACCUCCGGCCCCUCCGCCGCCAUCACUACCAACACCGCCUCGGGAGCUGAAACUCCUGAUGAAACCAGCCCGACGAAGGCCGGUCACCGCAGGGUGUUGUCCGAAGGUGGCGGCGAGCUCGCGCCUUUCCUGCCUCCCGAGGUCUUUCAGAAGCUGCAGACGAUCGCGUCGCAGGACACGAGCAAAAAGGAGCUGACGCCCAUUGAAGAAGCGUCACGUUUAAACCAGAAGCUGAAAGCCAGUUAUGAAGCUCGUCUGGCGAGGCUCGCCCCGGGUCAGGCCUACCAGAAGACGUCUCUGACGCUUUCCCUCCAGCGGCAGAUGAUGGAGAACCUCAUCAUAGCCAAAGCCAGACAGGAUGCUCUCCAGCGGAAAAUGGAGGAGAGAAGACUGAGGCUACAGGAAGAGGCCAACAGGAGGUUUGCAGCGUCCGGAGCAAUGACUGCAGAGGAUGAAGAGCAGCGUGUUCUCUACACCAAUGUGCUGGAGUAUGAGCAGGACCACGAUUGGCCCAAACAGUGGAAAGCCAAAAUAAAGAAGAAUCCUGACGUCACGUUGGUGUCAGAGCUCGUCUCCUACCUGCUCAGCCGAUCUGACCACCCGGUGGUGAAGCUGCUGAGGAAACACCAGUACAGAAUCUACAACAAGCUGUACCCCAUCGUUAGUAAAGGUCUCCCCCGGAGCCCCGCCCUCCCUCUGAGACCUUCUCGCAGCAUUCACAACCUGCUCCAUCCAGAGACUCAGAGGAAACCAAUCAGAGCUGCAGGCAGUAGUGUCGGUGGCCAGAGCUUCAUCAGCGACUCCUCGCUCUCCUCGUCAUCCUGCACCCAGGACCUGGACGCCCACUAUGACCACGAGGACAUGGAGGAACCUCCUGUGGCGGCGGUGGACCGGGAGAACUCGUUUGAAGAUCUGGAGCAGUUCCUGACCCAGCUGGACUGGGCCCCGGCUCACGGCAGCACAGACGACGCCGGCUCAGAUUCGGAGCUGGGCUGUGACUCCUCGAUGCAGCCGGAUCAGGACAAAGGCCACAUCCAGGAGCUGGAGAUGAGGGCGCUCAAAGAACACCUGAAGGCCAUCGUGAAAGACAUUCACAUUUCUAUUGAUCAGCUUCUGUCUCUGUGUCUUUUAUCCUUUGAGUGUCUGAACACAGCCAGCUCUAAAGACCUGUGUCUCGCCAGCUUAGAGGAAGCCUUCUUCAUGCCUCUGUGGAACGCACUCGUGGCUCUUUUCAGAAAGGUCCACAGGGAAAGAGAACAGGCCUUUGAGAUGAGUCUGAAGCUGUACCAGAAUGCUUCACCUGGAGACGUCGGCGUUGCUUCAAAACUGUACCCCCAAGACCCUGCUGUGCUGCAAGGUUCCUACCCCUACGAGUCCGCGGUUCAGGAACUGAAGCUUCUGGUUCAAGACUGCUGUCCACAGAGGAAGCUGGAGUGUAUUGUUCGGACAUUACGCCUGAUCUGUGCUUGUGCUGAGGAUUACAGGGCUCUUCAUGACGGGGAUUCUGCUCCCAAAACCGCUGCCAUCGGUGCCGACGACCUGUUGCCCAUCCUGUCCUACGUGGCUCUGCGCUGUCACUGUCCUCAGCUGGUGUCUGAAUGUGCAGCGUUGGAGGAGUUCAUUCAUGAAGGAUAUUUGAUCGGAGAGGAGGGAUACUGCCUGACCUCCAUGCAGAGUGCGUUGGCCUACGUCGAGUCGCUGCAGACAGGGGGCGCUCAACUUCCUGCAGACAAGCUCGUUUGAAGAAGGUAAAGUGAAUGUGUCAUAGUUACAUUUCUAACAAAGUAAAACCACGUCCUCCGUUCUGUGUCGUAGGCUGAUGCACCAACGGUUCAUCCCCUGCUCGUCGCUGCACUUCAGAGAAGCAACAGACCAAACCUGCAGCUUCCAAACCAGCGUCGCCUCCAACCACAAGUCAGAUCCUGGGUUGGGACCAAGAUGGGCUUUUCCUGUGACUUCAGACUUAACCAACACUGGACUUUGGACUCGGCUUUAAACGCCCAAACUGCUCUGGACGUCAGAAAUAACCGGUCCAAGCAUUUCCUGAUGCCUUCAGACUUUAACUUGCUCAUUUUUUUUGCAGCACUUUGCACGUCAUCAACUGAAUGCAACAUAGCGAACGUCUCCCUGCAGGGACGGUCUUAAUUUUUUUUAUUUAUUUGUUUUUUCCUUAUGACCCAUUUUAAACAGGACUGGUAGAGGAUAAUUUGUCUUUUAGGAUGUGGUUAGUAAGAGACGUACGGGUCAGACCAACAUCAGAAAGUGAAUAAACUGCAGCUCUGUCCUGUACGUCUUUACAAAACUAAGCUGCUACUUUUACCAAAUGCAGGCUCGUGAGCAGCUUUCAUUUCUUUUCAUCGUGCUCCCAGACAGGUCGAUAUGUUUCAGUCAGAUUAGCAGAAGCUUUUGGUUUGAUUUCUUCCUUCGUUCCUCCAGAAACCAAACGUGAAUCUGCAGCCAGGUUGUUUGACUGGACUGAAAAGGACUCGGCUGCAGCAGAUCAUUUUUAAAAGUCAAAUCUGAGAGAAAACGAGGGAACGUGUCCGUUAAAUAAUCUCCUCUUUCACUGAGGUGUUGAGUGAAGGCACUGCUGGUCUGGACCGAGAAUUUGUCUUUCUUUUUUUUAAUGAAUGCACGUUUAUAAAUCAGUACUGUGAGUUAAUGUGGGUGUGUCAUUUUGUUUCCUCCAAGUUUUGUUUUCUUGCAAUCCACAGAAUUAAAAAUGCACUUUGGGUGUGGAGGCGUUCAGGGAGCGAGCUUCACUGGAUGGUGGCGUUGAGUUCAGGCGGAGACAGACUUGCAGGAGAAGGAGGAGAAGGUGGAGGAGCUCAGGAGGGAGAUCUGAGGGAAGUUUGAGGUAGUGUUUAAUGUUGCACACAGGCCGAGCCACAGGGACUGCAGGCACAUAUGGAAUCUAUAAUUUUUCUCUCUUACCUGCAUAUGAUUUUAAUUUUUUUUUUAUGCAAAUAUUCAAACUUCCUACAGUUACCUCAGAGCAAACAUCCGUUUAUAUAAGGGACCUCGUUUUGUCGUGUUUACUUUUAUUUUUUUCUGUAGUAAUGUUUUAAAUACAUGCAGACAUCAGAGUGAGAGUCACUGGAAUUUAUUAUUUUUAUUUUUUUUAGCCCGAUAUCUGCAGUCGACUACGAACUAGAAACAGCUGAAAUCUGAGAACGAAUUUAAAGUCGUGGUGCGUUUACGUGUCUGGAUUAAACUCCGACAUGUGAGACUUGCACCACGGUAGCAAUGAAGUGCGUUUUUUAAACAGAAAUGUAAACCAGUAGCUCAGGAUUAGUUGAAUAAAUCACAGCGCGCUUCAGCAGACAAGAAGAGUUGAAAUAAAAUGUGCAGAAAAACAAAGCCUCCACCAAAACCUUCAGCAAAUAAUUUUAUUUGUUUGCUUGAAUUUACUAUUUAAAAUAUAUAUUUUUAAUUUUCUUCAGGUCCAAUAAAUGAGAAAAAAAUUUCUCCAUAGCUUUUUUUUUGGUUGUUGUUUUUAUUUGUUCCCACCAAAAACACUUAAUAAAUAUUUAUGUAAUUAUUGACAAUAAAAUGGCCGCUACGCUGAUAUGUGA